Molecule: messenger RNA, 2559 nt
Organism: Penicillium canescens
Lineage: Eukaryota; Fungi; Ascomycota; Eurotiomycetes; Eurotiales; Aspergillaceae
Exons: 4
Coding region: 1-2559 (852 amino acids)
Biological process (GO): peptidoglycan turnover; carbohydrate metabolic process
Molecular function (GO): acyltransferase activity, transferring groups other than amino-acyl groups; hydrolase activity, hydrolyzing O-glycosyl compounds
Source: RefSeq, a predicted model, not a curated record
AUGGCUUCGGAUCUUCUCCAGAAGCAGAUUGGCCAGCUCUUCGCGGUGGGGUUCCAUGGCUGCACCCCAAGUCCUGAAAUCAAAACUUUGAUCCGCGACUACCACGUUGGCGGCAUUGUUCUUUUCUCGCGCAACUUUGAUGAUGCAGUACAGCUUCAGGCCUUGACGCUAGCUUUACAACAUGAAGCCAAAUCAGCCGGGCAUGAGCGACCGCUGUUCAUCGGCAUUGACCAGGAGAAUGGGCUCGUCACCCGAAUUUCUCCCCCGAUCGCUGCACAAGUCCCUGGGCCUAUGGCCUUAGGCGCAACACACGACCCGGAGUGUGCCUACAGUGCGGGGAAAGCCACCGGGGAAACCUUGAGUUUCUUCGGCAUCAACAUGAACUAUGCACCGGUCGGGGACAUCAACUCAGAGCCUCUUAAUCCUGUUGUUGGUGUGCGCAGCCCUGGCGAUGAUCCUGAAUUCGUCGGACGCUUCGCGAGCGCGGCCGCGCGGGGUUUGCGGGAACAGAACAUCAUUCCCAGCAUCAAGCAUUUUCCGGGCCAUGGCGACACGGCUGUCGACUCGCAUUAUGGGCUGCCUGUCAUCCCGAAGACUAGAGAUCAGCUGGAGCGUUGUGAGCUGAUUCCAUUCCGGCGGGCUGUGGCCGAGGGAAUAGAGACGGUCAUGACUGCUCAUAUCUCGCUGCCUUGUAUCGAUCUGACUCGCCCUGCAACACUCUCACCGAAUGCCAUGGGUAUUCUGCGGAAGGAUAUGGGCUACGACGGCAUGAUUAUUACAGAUUGCUUGGAAAUGGAUGGUAUUCGGUCCACUUAUGGUACGGAAGAAGGCUCAGUGCUGGCCUUGCGCGCUGGCAGUGAUAGUAUUAUGAUUUGUCAUACCUACGAGGUGCAGAUUGCUUCAAUCAAGAGAGUCUGCGAAGCCGUGGAAUCCGGCACAAUUGAGCAAUCACGACUGGCGGAUGCUUGUCGCCAUGUUGCUACUGUGAAAGACAAGUUCUUAAAUUGGGAUACAGCACUGAGACAAAACAACCUUGGAGAGCUCAGUUUGCUCAACACAAAAAUUGCCGAGACAACCAUGGACAUAUACUCUCGGUCAACUACACUUGUUCGAGAUAAGUCCGGCACUCUUCCACUCUCAAAGACCUCGAUUAUCAUCUUCCUGUUUCCCGGAGAUAAGACCCCGGCAGGUGGUGCAGUCGAUGGGGAGGGAAUGGGGCGACAAGGGUCAUAUCAGUCCAGCCGAUAUCUAGAUGUUCUCCGACAACACAAUAACUCAAUUGCUGAGAUUCGAUACGGAAUAUCGGGUCUAACGCGGGAGCAAUGGCAGGUCAUCGAGGUUGCCGAUGCCGUCAUCUUCACAUCUCUCAAUGCGCGCGAAUCACCAUAUCAAGAAUCUCUUGGUCAUGAGCUUGCUGGGCGUAUCAGUAACUUGGUGCAUAUUGCCGCUUGCAAUCCUUAUGACUUCCUCGAUGACCCCAAGGUCAAAACAUACAUCACCACAUAUGAACCGACCAUCGAAGCAUUUUCCGUGGCUGCCGAUAUAAUGUUCGGCGCGUUGAUUCCGACUGGAGCCCUUCCAGUGGGACCUAGUGCUUUGACCAAGACUGCGGCGGUAGUUACACCGUUCGAUGCUGAGAAGGACUUGGAUGGCAUUCUCCACGUCUGGGCUGAGGCUUUACCGACCUACAAACUGCCUGAGGACAGUUUACGCUCUCUGAUAGUCCGUCCAUACGGCCACCAUUUCGUCGCUCGCCUUGGAUCAGAACUAGUAGGCUUCUGUCUGGCCUACACAAAUGCCGACGGUGAGCCAAACACCGUUCACAUCGCAGUCCUCGCAGUAUCACCAAGCUACCAACGCCAAGGUGUUGGAAUAGCUCUUUUGGAAGAGACUCGGGCGAAUGUCCGGGCCAAAUUCGGCAUAAACGGCGUGAAGCUAGGCAGCUCCUUCCCUCGCUUCUGGCCUGGAAUCCCUCGUGAGCUCCCAGAAACAGUCCAACACUUCUUCACCCACCGUGGCUUCCGACUUAGCCCACCUGAUGCUCGAUCGGUCGAUCUAUACCAAGAUAUCCGUAACUUCCAAUCACCAGAAAAGUACAUGACUCGUGCAAAAGAUCGAGGCUUCCGCUUUGCACCCUUAAAAGCUGGAGACUAUGAUGCCUGCCUGGUUGGCCAACGAAAGAACUUUUCUCAUAACUCCAGCUGGGUACAAGCCUACGUCACAUUACACCCCGACCAGUAUCCCGACAGCGUAAUGGUAGCAUUCGAUUCCGAAGACCAACAAGUCGGAUGGACGUUGAUGCUGGGACCAUCACCAGCACUGAAUCACGUCUGGGCAUUCCCGCAAAUUUGUGGACCGAAGACGGGACUUAUUGGCUGCGUUGGAGUUGAUAAUGCCCAUCGCAGCUCUGGUAUUGGACUGGCAUUGGUUUGCCAUGCCGUUGAGCAUAUGAAGCAGCGAGGUAUAGAGGGCGUCUUUGUAGACUGGGUUGCGUUGGAUGGGUGGUAUGAACAGGUUGGCUUUGAGGUUUGGCGGAGUUACCGACCCGGAGAGCUUUAG